Messenger RNA from Anastrepha obliqua, 1617 nucleotides. It is a transcript of the gene Ets96B, whose product is annotated as ETV5-related protein Ets96B. Bases 1 to 1617 code for a protein of 538 amino acids. The transcript is spliced from 7 exons. Gene Ontology annotation, molecular function: sequence-specific DNA binding; DNA-binding transcription factor activity, RNA polymerase II-specific. NCBI's taxonomy places the organism in Eukaryota, Metazoa, Arthropoda, Insecta, Diptera, Tephritidae. Gene Ontology annotation, biological process: regulation of transcription by RNA polymerase II; cell differentiation. The record is from RefSeq and is a predicted model, not a curated record. Gene Ontology annotation, cellular component: nucleus.
AUGUAUGUAUUUUCAAAACGAACUCCUAUUAUCAUCAAUGCAGAUUUGAGCAGAGCAGAGCACUGGUAUGCACACGCCCAUGUACACGCCCAUCCGCAUCCGCACCCGCAUUCGCACCACCAUCACCACCACCAUCAUCAUCAUCAGCAAUUGAGCGAAGAUUUGGUAGUGUAUACACCGCCAGUUAUCUCGGCCACCACAUCCAAACUUGGAAUCGAUAGCUCCACCGAUGGAUACCUUAGUGCCCGUUAUAGUAUUUCAAUCGCCAAAGGAGUGCGUCACGAAAGAACUUCCUCAACAGCUUUUUUCGACAUUCCCGCUGUGACACAUCCUUAUUGCUACAGAUUCCCAUCAACACCGCCCGCAGGGAUUCUUAAAAAGAACGACCAAGAAUCAGCUCUAACGUUUUGCAGCAAUCCGACAUCAGCUGCGACAACAAAUAUGAUUCCAAUUGGUCACCACUACCACAGUACUAAGGUCGAGCAUCCCGAUUCGACUACGACACAUUUGAAUGGACAUUCUCAUCAGCCACUAACACAUCAUCCCACUCAUAUGCAUUUACAGUCACAUACACAUACGCAUCCCGCCACUCAACAGUCACUACCAACGCACACACAUGCUCAUACACCGAGCCACCCUCACAUGUUGCAUCAGCCGCAUCCCAGUAGUCACUUAUCCGCCCAUACAACAGCCUACAAGUUCGGUCAUGGAGCCAUCAUAACCACCGGCGCUACAAGCAUGUAUCAUCAGCACCCUUACUGUACAACAAAUAGCAACUCGUAUAGCCUGCGUACCAACGGUUCAUUAUCACCCACCGCAUCGUUAUCCCUGCCAUCGACAAGCUCAACAGAAGUUGAUCUCAAAUAUGACAGUCCCUACAAUUCAACCAUAUCAUCAACUUACGCACUGCGGCCAGUCACUGUGGACUCGACUACUGUGUCAUCAACCGAUGGAGACAUCAAAUACGAUGGUCUUUACAACAAUGCGAUUUCGACAAGCCAAACAGUAACGCAGCGGCGUGGAUCGUUACAAUUGUGGCAGUUUCUUGUGGCUCUACUGGACGAACCCACAACGAGCUCAAGUUGUAUUGCCUGGACGGGUCGGGGCAUGGAGUUUAAGCUCAUCGAGCCAGAGGAGGUAGCGCGUCGUUGGGGUUUGCAGAAGAAUCGACCAGCCAUGAAUUAUGAUAAAUUAUCGCGCAGUUUACGUUACUACUAUGAAAAGGGCAUCAUGCAAAAGGUCAAUGGAGAACGGUAUGUGUAUCGCUUUGUAUGCGAUCCAGAGGCGUUAUUUAAUAUGGCUUACGGCCAUCUGGCGAAUGCGACAAACGCCGCCUCGACUGCAACGAAAAAUGACCACCACACCCACAUCUUGUCCACAGCAGCAGCAGCGGCGGCGGCGGCUGCAGCCGUAACACUGUCGUCGUCAAAAAAUUUGUCUGAGUCGAACGGUAACGGUAACCUAUUGAGCAGGAGUGAGUUAGCCAUUAACGGGGAUCACACGAUGGAGCACAGCGUUGACGAAAGGGAAAGGAGCCUUGUGACACAGUUGAACGGUGCUAGCGCGAGAUCGAGUAGUGAUAGUAUUUUCUACAGCAGUCCACUCCACAAAUAUUAA